AGUAGCCGUUGUCCGGGGCGACGCGGCCGGGGCCGUGCGGGAUGUGGCGGCUGCUGCUGGCGCUGCUCUGGUUCGGUCGGACCCUCCCUGCAGAGGAGGCCGGGGCCGCGCCGGAGCCGGGUGCCGGCGGGCAGCCACCCUCCCCUGGGGGCGGCUCCGCGCAGGGCGGCGAGCCGGUGCGGUACCGGACGGCGGAGAUGGCCGACGCCAUGCUGGGCAGCGGGCCCGCCGCCGAGCAGGCCGUGCUGCUCUCGGUGGUGCCGGGGGAGGAGAGGGACAGCCGGGCGUCCGCGCUCACCACGGAGGCUUGCGACGCGGAGGCCGGGGGCGAUGGUUGCGGCGCCGGGAGCGGCCCCGCGGCUUCCCUCGGGCAGGGCCGGCAACAGCCCGGGCUGGGGACGGUGCUGCCCGCGCCCGUCGAGGAGCCGAACGGCACCGACAGCGCCAAAGCUCCUAAAGUGAACUGCGAGGAGAGAAACACCACCGGCAUAGACCGCUUCACGCUGCACAUCCUGAACGUGUCCCAGGACCUGAUGGAGUUCCUGAACCCCAACAGCAGUGACUGCACCUUAGUCCUGUUCUACACGCCCUGGUGCCGCUUCUCUGCCAGUCUGGCACCUCAUUUCAAUUCUUUACCUCGAGCAUUCCCAGCUCUUCGCUUCCUGGCCCUGGAUGCAUCCCAGCACAGCAGUUUAUCGACUAGAUUUGGAACUGUGGCUGUACCAAAUAUCCUCCUUUUCCAAGGUGCUAAACCUAUGGCUAGAUUUAACCAUACAGACAGAACACUGGAAACACUGAAAGACUUCAUUUUUAAUCAAACAGGGAUAGAGGCUAAAAGCGACGUGGCUGUGACAGAGGCAGACUGGGAAGGGCCCCUGCCCAGUGUCCUGACCAAAGGUGUCGACUGGCUGCUCCUCUUCUCCUUGCUCUUCCUGGCUAGUUUUGUCCUGUACGGCACCGUUCGCACGGAGAGCAUCCGGUGGCUGAUCCCGGGACAGGAGCACGAGCACCAGGAAUAAUCUGAAGUGCUGGAAUAGGGACAGAAUUUCCUGCUUGUUGGUGAAGUGGGUGUUUGCGUGGACUAGAGCAGAAGAACGAACUGUUCAAUUUUUCGGCUGUAAUUCAUAACCUUGGCUAAAAAUCUGCUUUAUUUACCACCUACUGAAUGGGUAAAAAGCAAAUGUGUGGCAAUUCAUGGGGUAAGUAAACAAAUGUGAAAAAGCAUGAACUAAAAAAAGUAUUUAUGAAGCUGCUCAGACUGGCUUAUUUUCUUGGGCUUGAAUGUAAAUAUGUGAUUCAGUUCUACCUGGCUCUCCUGAAGAGGUCUCUGAGCUUCACAGAUGAAGAUUUGUAUAGCACACUGGCCUGUGUGCGUGGCACUGCAUGGCCCAGGAGCAGAGCUGCUGCCUCCCUGGUGGGAUCUGGGGAUCUUCUACAGAUCCUGCAGAUGUUUGAUCCAGAGCUUUGACGUGGAUGAUGUGGGAAACAGAACUGGGAUGUGUCAGCCCACACAGACUGUGAGAGAACUUCAAAGGGACAGGCUGCUGAAUGGUGAUGGUCUUCACUUGUUUGUCAGUAAAAUGAACUAUGAAGAGAGAAAUGCUUUUUAAAAUAGUGGACUUCAAAUUAAUUAUCCCCCUGCUGAAAAGAUGUUAAUACUGGCAGUGGGCAGACCAGCACUGCCAACAAUUCAAAAGCAUGUUACACAGGGUGCCUGUUUCCCACUCCUGGUGCUGGGGGUUUGGCUGCUGCUUUUGGUGCUCUCUGAGCACUUUGAGUUUUGACUUGGUGACAGUUUUUUGUAAGAUUUAGAAUAACUUAGCAAGUUUGUCUCAUUUUUGUGUGUGUCCACUAAUUGACCACAUUCCUUCAGAAUUAAAUUGCAUUUGUUGUCUUUACUCUUUUUUAAAUAAAUCAGGUUUUUAGUGUAACUCUUAAGUCAGUUUCUUACAGGACUAAAAACUUACAGCUUCUGAAGUACAGAUUUCACAGAAUUUCACAGAUCACCUCAAUUAGCAAGACCCAUCCUGAGAUGUAUUUAAAUUUCUACUAGCAUGUUUGCUGCUGCACAGUCUGCAGCUGAGGCUGCAGGAAGAAUUGAUGUGUCUUUUAGUUAUACCUAGCAUGGAAGACUUUGCAUAAGGUAUGGACUGGUACAUUGUGUGGUUUGGGAUGAUUUGAUGGCAUAGAAUUUAUAUGUGGUAGAGGUGCCUGACAGGAAGCUGCAGAGUGCACAUGAAGCUAAGAAAGGCAGUCAUAAGGUUUAUUGUCUGACAAAGAGCUCAUGUCUCUGGAACAUAACCCUUCAUGUAUUUUUCUGGUGGCAAAAUCUUUCCAGUUUGGAAUGCCGAGGUCCUGUAUUUCUGUGUCUUACAAGGAAACUGCACUGCUCAGACUUCAGUGUGACUGAAGAUGAAACCAGGAGGUGCUUUUUAUUAAUAAAGACUGACGAUUUUUGAGCAGGAAA
This is a messenger RNA of Apus apus (common swift), 2467 nucleotides long. It is a transcript of the gene TXNDC15, whose product is annotated as thioredoxin domain containing 15. The transcript is spliced from 5 exons. NCBI's taxonomy places the organism in Eukaryota, Metazoa, Chordata, Aves, Apodiformes, Apodidae. Gene Ontology annotation, biological process: cilium assembly. The coding region runs from base 42 to 1019 and encodes 325 amino acids. The record is from RefSeq and is a predicted model, not a curated record. Gene Ontology annotation, cellular component: cilium.